GCUGUGUUUAUGUCUCUUGGCUGGGCUCUGACUGGAUCUGAAGCUACUUUCCUGGAAGAGGUUUUGGUUUCUUCCACCUCUUCAUCUCAUCCAUUGUUAAAAACCGGGUGCCACUGAGAAGGCUCAAAUCAUGUUGCUACUGCUUCAACUUCUCCUGCUUCUGUGGCCAAGGGGAGCCUGUGAGAUACGCAAAGCCAAAUGCCUCCUGACCCUGGAGCAGGGUGAAGUGGACCCAGACAAUCACUACAAGUCAGGAGAUUAUUUCAUUAGCGGCAUAAUCUCUGCAAGGGACACUAGGUUUGAAUCAUUAAGCUUUGAGCAAAGUCCUUCAAUCAAGUUCCUUGAGUAAGUCCUGCACUGCAUUAGAGCCACUCCAUUUCCAAUGAAUGUCUACAGUUCCAGUUCUCCAAAAACACCAGUCCAUCAUCCAAUCAUUAUUGGAAAUUUCUGCCCUUCCUUUUUGCCAAUGAAGAGAUCAACAAGAAUGUCCACCUCUUGCCUAAUAUCACUCUGGGUUACAAUAUUUAUCAAGUUUUCUUCAAGAUAGAAAUGACUUCAGAUCCGUUGCUGGAUCUGCUUUCGGACGGGGAGGCCAAUGUUCCCAACUACAGAUGUGGAUGGCAGAGAAACACGGUGGCUGUUCUGGAAGGGGCUGAGACUGGCAUCUCCAUCCAAAUUUCAACCUUGUUGGGCACCUACAAAAUCCCUCAGAUCAGUUACAAUUUGGCUUCCCAGAUUCUGAGGGAUAAAACUCUGUUUCCUUUCUUCUACCCGAUGCUCCCUGCGGAAGGAGUCCAGUACCCAGGGAUGGUCCAGCUUCUCCUCCAUUUCAAGUGGACCAUGGUUGGUCUUGUUGCUCCAGAAACUAACCAGGGGGAGAGGUUCAUGAGGACAAUGUCUUCUUUGAUGUUAAGGAAUGGCAUUUGUGCAAUUAUCUAUCAAAGCUUUCCACUAAAUCUGUAUCGGAUAGUUUUAACCCUUAGCAAAUAUUACAAGUGGAGAGAAGUCAAUGUCGCCGUUUAUGGUUCGGAGAUAAUUUCCUUCCAGCUUGGAAUGUUUAUUCUACAAUGCAUACUUCAACAUUUUCAGGGACCUAUUGUAGAGAAAGUCUGGAUCACCACAGCACACUGGGACCUGAGUCUUGAGUUGAUGUUUCCUAAAGCUUCCUUUAAAUACAUUGGUGGGCUCUUUUCCUUCCUAAUACAGAAAACGAAAUGGGCGAACUAUGAUGCUUUUAGUCUCUUUGUUCACUCAGUAUUAAACUUUUCAAAGAAAACCUUUACAUGUUCCUCCACUAAGGAUGACUUUUCGGUGAAAGUCUGGAGGCGGUGCAGACAGAAAGAAGAACUGGUGGCUCUGAGGGAAGAGGAGAUGGAUCGGAUCCUGGCUAUGGACAGUUAUCUCACUUACAGCACCAUCUGGGCUGUGGGCAGGGCCUUAAAUUCAGCUCAUAUCUCCACAUUCAAGAGAUCUGUGAGGCACAGAGGCAUAAAGGUAGAAGCUCCAAGACUGACGGCUUGGCAGCUUCACCCUUUCCUUCAAAGCCCUCAGUUUCACAAUAAUUCCAUAGCUGGGAUAUAUUUGGAUGAGAAAGGAGAUCUGACAGCUGACCUGGACAUUUUGAACUGGAUUGUUUUUCCAAACAAAUCUGUUAAGAGAAUGAAAACUGGAAGUCUAGAAAAACAGACAACGCAGGAUUUUAAAGUUACCAUUGACCAGAGGAAUGUUGGACAGACCCUACCGACUUCCAGGUGUGUGGAAAGCUGUCAUCCUGGAUUCAUGAAGGUGGUUUUGGAAGGGAAACCCAUCUGUUGCUACCAUUGUCUCCCUUGUCCAGAAGGAACCAUCUCCACCAUGGAAGAUGCUGAAAAAUGCACGAAAUGCCCAGUGGGUCAGCAUCCAAGCAUCAACCGAGAUGGAUGUAUUCCUAAGAUUGAAACUUUCCUAUCCUACCAAGAAAUACUGGGGAUCAUCCUAGCUUCCCUUGCCUUGUUACUGGUUUUUGCAACAGGUUUCAUCUUCGUAGUAUUCAUUAAAUUUCAAGAAACUCCCAUGGUCAAAGCCAGCAAUCGUGAUCUCUCCUGCAUCCUCCUCAUCUCCCUCCUGUUUUCAUUCUUGACCUCAUUCUUAUUCAUUGGCCAGCCAAGAGUAACCACGUGCCUUGUCCAGCAAACAGCAUUCAGCAACAUUUUUACAGUUGCCAUUUCUACUGUCUUGGCCAAAACUGUCAUGGUGGUGUUAGCCUUCUUGGCCACAAAACCAGGGAGUAAAGUGCAAAGAUGGCUGGGGAAGAGCUUGGCCAACUCUAUCAUACUUUCUUGCUCUGGGGUCCAAGUUGUCAUCUGCAGCAUCUGGUUGUGCACCUCUCCCCCAUUCCCAGAGUCGGACAUGUACUCAGAGUCUUCUCAGGUCAUCCUGCAAUGUAAUGAAGGCUCUGUUGCCAUGUUCUACCUUGCUCUUGGCUACAUGGGUUUCCUGUCUGUCAUCUGCUUCACAAUGGCCUUCCUGGCCAGGAAUCUCCCGGGGGCCUUCAACGAAGCUAAACUGAUCACCUUCAGCAUGAUGGUCUUCUGCAGUGUCUGGAUAUCCUUCAUACCCACCUACCUGAGUACCAAGGGGAAGUAUAUGGUAGCCGUGCAAGUCUUCUCCAUGUUGGCUUCCAGUGCCAGCCUGUUGUUAUUAAUUUUUCUCCCCAAAUGUUACAUUAUUUUCCUAAGACCAGAUCUGAAUACAAAAGAACGUAUGAUGUCAAAAUAAAACAGAAAAUUGAGUUCUGUAUAUGUGUUUCCCAGAAACCAUCAUCCUCUUCAUUUAACGACCCCAUAAUCCCUUGCGAGGUGGAGUCUGGGCAAGUGAAUGGAGCUAGCAGAGUGUUUACUGGCCGGAUGCCCUUCCAGACGCCAAUUCGGAGAUUUGUUCAGCAGAUAUAUUCUCGUUGUGCCCAGAGAGAGAAAUAUCUGCCUCUACCUAGGAUCGAACUCACAGCCUCUUGAUUGUGAGGCGAGAGCUCCACCUCCAGGCCACCGCACCACUCAUGUGUUUCCCAGAAAUCUCAGUUAAUAAAUGUACUAAAUGGUGUUUGAU
Pantherophis guttatus is the source of this 3084-nucleotide messenger RNA. The record is from RefSeq and is a predicted model, not a curated record. NCBI's taxonomy places the organism in Eukaryota, Metazoa, Chordata, Lepidosauria, Squamata, Colubridae.